This is a messenger RNA of Thecamonas trahens ATCC 50062, 912 nucleotides long. RefSeq lists its product as uncharacterized. Lineage: Eukaryota; Apusomonadida; Apusomonadidae. Bases 1 to 912 code for a protein of 303 amino acids. The transcript has a single exon. The record is from RefSeq and is a predicted model, not a curated record.
AUGAUCCUCCUCCGCCCGCCGGACUUUGAUCUCAGCUUGGUGCCGCGAUCGGCCCGCGGCGCGCCAGUGCCCGAGCCCACCGAUCCGCCCACCGUCGGCGACAGCGUGCCGUGCACCGUCCUCUGCCGUGACCUGGCCUUGUAUGGAAGUGGUAUGGUGGCACCGGCGGCGUUUGCCCGGCUCUUGGCCCCGUCGCCGGACUUUGUGCCGUUCUCGAUGGCAACGGUGGCCAGCUCGGCGCGAGCCGGCACCUUGUCGCCCAUCAUGCUCAGUGCCUCGGUCCGCCACCGUUUUGAGCCAGACGCGCAGACGCUAACGGUUGUGUGGGAGUACGGCGCCAAUGCCGGGCCAUCGGUCUAUGCCUCGUUCGGCGUUGUCCUCGCGGCGAGUGGCGAGGUGACCUUCUUCUACGUCACCGCGCCGCCGGCCCAUCUGGAGACGCACCUCGCCUCGCCUCUCCAUGUCGCCAUUGCCGACGAGCGGUUUGUGCAGGCCAUCGACGUCGCCGGCGUGACCGCCAACACUUCGAUUGUACUCAAGCCGGUGCCGCGGUGCGCCAGCGAGCUGAGCUGCGGCGGAUGCACGGCGCAUGCGCGCUGCGGCUGGUGCCACGCGUACGCGACGUGCUUUGAGAAGGCGCUCCGUGACGAGGUCGGGUGCCCGCACGGGCCCACUGCGUGGUACACCGACGACUGCCCCAUUCUCGAGCCCGACCGGCUCUACCUCCCGAUCGUCAUCUCGAGCCUCCUCGUACUCCUCUCCAUCAGUGUCGCCACUGGCUGCUGCAGCAAGCUGCGGUCGUGCCUCCGUCCGUCGGCUGCAGUCCGGCAGGCACCCGAGCCUGCUGCGGAUGGCGGAAGCGGGGCUGACGACGGCGAUGACGCAGUCGAGAUGGUAGCCGUCGACGAGUAG